This is a messenger RNA of Alosa sapidissima (American shad), 837 nucleotides long. RefSeq lists its product as uncharacterized. Bases 1 to 510 code for a protein of 169 amino acids. Lineage: Eukaryota; Metazoa; Chordata; Actinopteri; Clupeiformes; Clupeidae. The transcript has a single exon. The record is from RefSeq and is a predicted model, not a curated record.
AUGGAGAGGUGGGGGAGGAGGAGGCGACUUCUGAGCAUUGAGGAGGUGGAGAUGGAGGAGGACAUCAUCAGUCAACACAGCAACAACUACAACAACAACUACUACAACACCAAUAACAACAACAACAACAACAACAAAUACACUCUGAACACCAGGGCUGGCCCUGAGAAAAGAGAGGGAACAGACAGAAAAGGCGAGAGGAGAGAGAGAGACACCACGUCUCUCCUCUCCUUCUCCCCCUCUCCUGCGCUCCAGUCCCGGCGGUCUGCGCGCUCGCUGCCCUCCCUCUACGCCCCCACGCUGCCCCCGUCCCUCUCGCUGCUGCUGCAGUACGGCGCGGGGGAGGGGGGCCACGCCCUGCUGGCCGCUGCGCCCCUCCUCUCCGGCCAGCCCGCCUCCAACGAGUUCUCCCGCAAGGUGGAGGGCUUCUGGGUGCUGCGCGAGCUGCAGAGCUGGCUGUGGCGCUCGGCCAAGGACUUCAACCGCCUCAAGAAGCGCCUCAAGGCCUGAAAACACAGAAAGAGAGAGAGACAGAGAGAGGGAGAGAGAGAGACAGGAAGAUGACAGAGACAGACAAACAGACUGACUGACUGACAGAGAGAGAGGAAGCAGAAAUGGAAAAAAAGAAUAAAAGAAGUGAAAAGAGAGGAAGUGAAUGAACGAAUGAAUGAAUGAAUGAAUGAGUGAAUGAAGCUGUAACUCUGCACAGUCAAUGGAGCCCUCUCUCUCUGAUGAAUGAGGCGGACUGAGGGAAUGCAGACUCAUUCAGAGGCAGACGUGACUCAGCUGCUCAGACUAGGGACUCGAGUCACGUCACACUUUCACCAGGAAGAAGAC